AGCUUGCUCAUUCGACACGAAUCUGUCGUUAUCACGUUUAUAUGUGUUUGUGCCUGUGUCUGUUUUCGUAGGCGGGAAUGAAUACCAUUCUCUUUUUGUGACGUUGAUUACCUUCACUCAUCCUUGAAAAGUAUUUACGUAGUAAAGGUGUUUUUGUCCUUCAUCAUGGACCAGGAGCUUGGUAAGAAAAUGUCGGCUUUACGACUUGCCGAAGCCAAUAGGACCAGCAAUAUGACAAGACCAUAUGCGGGUUUUCAAUAUCAAGCUGCUAAUAGCCAAUUACCGCCCUAUAAAUAUUCUACUGCAGCCCCUCAAGUAAAGUAUGAACCUCAGUAUGGAUCCACAGCAUCAGAAGGUAUUUACGCAAAUCUGGAAGAGCUCACUGGGAGUCCUGUCAGAAGCCAAUAUCAAGAUACCUUUAUUCCACCACCAGAGCAGUUUUCCCAAAGACUAGUUCAGGUAUCUCAGAUUUCUCAUGUUCCUACUCAAUCCAAAGUAAGUUUGGAGGAAGCCAUGCGUUAUACCCCACCAAACAUGGUGGCAUCUUCUGUUGAUGAAGCACCAGUUUAUGAGAAUAUCCAAUUCUACACUUCACCAAAGAAAACUUUGCCUAGUGUCCCUUCAUCAACAAACUGUGUACCUCGCCAAACCUAUCAACCAGUUUCUUCAAACCUUGCUGCAUUGAAGACAGAUGCCCACUUUGCCACACAAAAACCUUUUGAGCAAAGUCAAUUCCCUCCGCCUCCUACGUCCAUGAAAUGCAAAUCCUUUUCACCAUCUUAUCCAGCACCACAAAUCAUUAAGCCAUCUCCUCAAAGGUUUUCACAAGCUUCCUCCACUUAUCAGCAAACUCCACAUGCUCUAACCACAACCAGUGGUUAUGAAAAAUCUCCUCAACGAAUCCCCAAGCCAGGACUAAAGAUUGAUUCACCUGUUCAGAUGAGUCAAGCUGGUUCCUCCCCAAAGAUGCCAUUUGCAACUCUUCCUUCAAAAAAGGAAACUUCUGAUGCAGAGAAAAAAUUUGAAUCUUUCAUGAAAGAAAUAGAAGAAGAACUGGAGAAUCAGGAGCAAGAUGGAGAAUUUUUCGGCGUCUGUCACACUUGUGGAGAGAAAAUCACUGGUGCUGCAGAAGCCUGUCAAGCUAUGGGAAACCUUUAUCAUACUUGCUGCUUCGUAUGCUGUUCCUGCGGCAGGGCUUUGCGAGGCAAAGCUUUCUAUAAUGUUCACGGAAAAGUUUAUUGCGAAGAAGAUUAUUUGUAUUCUGGUUUCCAACAAACGGCAGAAAAAUGUGGACUGUGUGGGCAUCUAAUUAUGGAAACCAUUUUGCAAGCGAUGGGGAAGUCUUACCAUCCUGGAUGCUUCCGUUGUUGCGUUUGUAACGAAUGCUUGGAUGGUGUACCAUUCACCAUCGACGUCGACCACAAAAUCUAUUGCGUGACCGAUUACCAUAGGAUGUUUGCACCAAGAUGCGCAGCUUGCGAUGAAAUUAUCACGCCUGCUCAGGGUAGCAAAGAGACGGUUCGCGUUGUGUCUAUGAACAAGGAUUUUCACGUCGAUUGCUAUGUUUGCGAGAGUUGUGGCCUACAAUUAACAGAUGAGCCAGAGCGGCGGUGUUAUCCUUUAUAUGGCCGCCUCUUUUGUCGUAGCUGUCGGCUCAUGCAAGAUACUUGAAAUGCAGCCUACGUAAAUGCCAAAACCAAAAGAUUUUUCCGCCCUUCCUUUAUCUACAAUUACGCGCGAAAUAAGCUUUUUCGAUUCUGACAAAAAUUACUAGGCUUAAUUUAAAAAAAAAAGUCCUACAUGACGUCAUGAGAAUUUUUUUAAAUAUCUCUUCUGAUGUGAAUCUUAUUGAAAGUAAUUUGACAAAUCUCUUAUUAAGACAAAUCUUUUUUGAUUGCAAAUGUACACUGCACAAAUACUCGAUUACACAAUUUAAUUUUUA
This is a messenger RNA of Daphnia carinata, 1942 nucleotides long. It is a transcript of the gene jub, whose product is annotated as LIM domain-containing protein jub-like. Gene Ontology annotation, biological process: positive regulation of miRNA-mediated gene silencing; cytoskeleton organization; regulation of DNA-templated transcription. The transcript is spliced from 8 exons. Gene Ontology annotation, molecular function: transcription corepressor activity. Lineage: Eukaryota; Metazoa; Arthropoda; Branchiopoda; Diplostraca; Daphniidae. Gene Ontology annotation, cellular component: adherens junction; nucleus; P-body. The record is from RefSeq and is a predicted model, not a curated record. The coding region runs from base 166 to 1671 and encodes 501 amino acids.